Elgaria multicarinata webbii is the source of this 3768-nucleotide messenger RNA. RefSeq names its product ubiquitin conjugating enzyme E2 Z (gene UBE2Z). The coding region runs from base 164 to 1255 and encodes 363 amino acids. The transcript has 7 exons. NCBI's taxonomy places the organism in Eukaryota, Metazoa, Chordata, Lepidosauria, Squamata, Anguidae. The record is from RefSeq and is a predicted model, not a curated record.
AAGCAACAAACCAGCUAACUAACAGGGUGGGGGCGCUCUGGGACACCCGCAUUCACUGGUCGGUGUGUCCCGCCGUCGAUGGUGGGCGGCGCGUAGUGAUCCGCUCUGCCCGCCCCUGUCGCUGGCGUCGGAGGUCCCGGAAGCGUAGCCGGGACUGUUGGCGAUGAUGGCGGAGAGUCCGGCUGCUGAGGAGGCGGCUGCGGCCGCGGUGCUGACGGCCUCGCCGGGUGGCGGCGGGCCGGGAUCCGGAGCGGGCGGCGGGGCACCGAAUGUGUUACUGCCGCCCGACCUGUGGGCGGUGACGGGGCUCGGCUCGGCCGGAGGCGGAUCCGGAUCGGGGUCCGGAGCAGGUUCUGGUGGGACCUCGGUGCCCGGCAUCCCCUCCGCCGCCGCCGCCGCGGCCGCCGCCGGGAUGCUGCUCUCGCACUCGACCUUCUGGGACCCCACGACCAGCGGCGACUGGGACGGAGAGAGGCCGAGCGCUGCCUGCCUGCUGCGCAUCAAACGAGAUAUCAUGUCAAUUUAUAAGGAACCACCACCUGGAAUGUUUGUUGUGCCUGAUCCUCAUGAUAUGACCAAGAUUCAUGCGUUGAUCACAGGCCCCUUUGACACGCCUUACGAAGGGGGUUUCUUCUUGUUCCUGUUUCGCUGUCCUCCAGAUUAUCCCAUCCACCCGCCGCGGGUCAAACUGAUGACAACCGGGAAUAACACAGUGAGGUUUAACCCUAACUUCUACCGCAAUGGGAAGGUCUGCCUCAGUAUUCUUGGCACGUGGACCGGUCCAGCCUGGAGUCCUGCACAGAGCAUUUCUUCAGUCCUUAUAUCCAUACAGUCUCUAAUGACGGAGAACCCCUACCACAACGAACCCGGCUUCGAACAGGAGAGACAUCCAGGAGACAGUAAAAACUACAACGAGUGCAUUCGGCACGAGACCAUCCGGGUCGCCGUCUGUGACAUGCUGGAAGGGAAAUGCCCCUGUCCGGAGCCUUUACGGGGAGUGAUGGAGAAGUCCUUCAUGGAAUAUUAUGAUUUUUAUGAGGGAGUGUGCAAAGAGAGGGUCCAUCUCCAAGGACAGACAAUGCAGGAUCCCUUUGGCGAGAAGCGAGGACACUUUGACUAUCAGUCCCUCCUAUUGCGCUUGCAAGGAAUCCGCCUGAAGGUGCAGGAGAAACACCAGCAGGAGAACCUGGACAUAGACUCAGAAAGCAGCUCCUCCGAAACGGAGACAGACACUCAAGGGAGCAUUAAGGCUUAGAUGCCUCCCACCUGAUUGCUUGAGGACUCAAGAUGUGGGAGUGGGAUCUUCUGAACUCCAGGCAUUGUGGAGGUCCCUGGAGAGACCCCAAGAACCGGUCUGGUUCCAGAGUGGAGAAAACGUGGGUUGGAGAUGCACCCUUUUGAUUGCCUCCUUCAGUGCUCUGGUACAUGCUGUUAAAAAGAGGAUUUGAUGCUAAAAUUGGACUGAGCUUGUGAUAGGCUAUAUUUUCAAAAUGGUUUUUUCUCUGCUGGAGAUCAAUGAGCGAAUGGCAUAAAGGCGUUCUGGAAGAGCCUGUGAUGGGUGGAUUUCUGUCCCCCCACCCUCGAUUCUAAAAGAGCAUGAGGGAGAGCAUGACUCUUCAUUCCGCCGUCUUUGUUUCAAAACAUACUGCUUAUUCCUAGCCCCUCCCUUCCGGCUUGCCUCCCCGCAAUCCAAGUCUGUUAAAGCACUUUUGACAGUUCAUGUAACAAGAGUCCCCUUUUUCGUAUUUGCCUCAUUGUCGCUUCCCAGUCGGGUUGGUAUUGCCUGUCCUAGACAGACCAAAGAGGAGGAGCUUCUGCUGGAACUGGGCUUUAUGGUGAUUAUUAAAAAACAAAACAAAAUCAAAGCUUUACUCAAUUCUUGAGCUCCUCUCCCCCUUCUCCCCCCUUCCCCCCCCUCCCCACGGAAUCCAGGCAGGGAUGGAUUAAAAGACAAGCCAGAACGAUGCUAAAUUUAAAUGUUUUGACCUUGGGAGCAACCGACCAUCAGCCUUCCAAAGGUUGAACUUUUUCAUGUUAAACAUUAUUUUUUCCCCGUGGUUCCAGGGAGGUGAAGUCAUUGAUUCCCCUUUCCCCCACCCCCCUACAUUGCAUAUACCUUUGGGGAAGAUUUCGCUUGCAAGGGCAAGCGACGGAGGAGAAGCAGUCCUGUACUCUGGAUGACGUUUGCAAGAGGAAAGAGCAAGUAUACAUAAUCGCAACAACAACAACAAAAAAGAGCUGGUUAAGGAGUUUGUGGAUGACAAAAAGAUGCAAGUAAUGGAUGAAACUGGGUCAGUGUCAGUCUAUGUCAUAUUGUAAGCCCGGGGAACAAACAGAAACUGUUGAAAUGCUCUGUUGACAGACUGGGUCUUGUUUUGAUGAGAGUCUCGGUCGAAACUGGAGUUGUGCGUGCGUGCGUGCGUGUGUGCCUGCCUCUCAAAUCUUCCAUAAAUCCCUUCUCUCCUAUCAUUUCAUCAUGGAAUAGAUACAAAGGCUGCAAUUGGAAGGAGCUGCCUUUUGGAGGUUUGAAUGGUGUCUGUCUGUCUGUAAACAUCCUCCCAGCUGGCAUUUUAUUUUAUUUUUAUUUUUAAAGGUCCAGGUGUUUCUAGGUGGAAAGGUCCAGAAACUUGGUGAGCGUGUUUCCCCCCUUUCUUUUUGGGCUUCUAGCCGCUGCUUCAAGCCUUUUGAAAACUGGAAAAAUGUGCCCAAUCCAAAGGUUGCCCGGUGCGGGUGCUUUUAGCAGGCAGAUACGGUAUAUCGGCCAGGCCAAUAGGAGGGAUUACGUUCUGCCAGCCCAGUAACACGUCUGGAACCAGACAGGUAACCCCAGGUGUGCUAGUAGGCCCUGUUUAUCUGGAGACCAGGCAGCAGGCAUGCCACCUUCAAACUGUUCUCGCUCCAUUCCACACCAUGGAGCAGGAGAAUGUGCUGCUGCUUAAAAUAAUUCUGGAGCUUUCCUAUGAGCAAAAGUUAAUUUCUAUACAUUGGUUUUUGGGAGUGAGAUGGGAUUUGGGGAGUAAAAUGGGAUUCUCUCUCUCUUCUACCACCACCACAAGGAGAAUAGAAGCCCCCGGGGGGGGUUCUGAAUAGCUUGGGGCAAUCCAAUAAAAAGUAUAAUGCAACUUUGCAGGUAAGAUGCCUUGUGGAGGGGGUGGGAUGAAUUGUAUCAUGUUAAUUUUAAUCUCAUUGGGUGCAAUCCGGCAAAACGUCCGAUGUGUUUAACCCCCAUUGAAAUCAAAGAGACUUGAGUGCACAGUUAAUCUUUUAAGUCCCACUGAAAUCAGUAGGACUCAGGUCGGCCUUAUUUUCUCUGGUCUGUGCCAAUUGUAUACAUUUGGCUUUCCCCAUGCUAUAGUCACCAAGGCUAGGAGUCCUCCAGUAUCGGAGUACCUGUGAUUUCAGAGAUCUUAAUUCCAGAUGCAUGUUGGCUGUUGAACCAUUGCGUACAUUUCUUUAGAACAAAACAAAACAUGAAAAUGCCUUAUGUGGUUGUUUCUGUUUCACACGGCUCGCAUGUGGAUGUAAGAAAAAAAAAAGGAAUGGUUUUCUAGCUGCCCAUAGUCAUCUGUUUUCUGAAUGUUUUCCAUUUCAAAAAGUGACAAUCCUAGAUGACUGAUCUAGACAAAUGUUUAGUGACAGAAUUUUAGGCCUAACAAGCUAAAAAUAAUAAUAAUAAUAAUGCACAAGGGUCUUCAAAUACAGAAACCUUGUUUAUAUACAGUUGUACAUAAAGGGUUUUUUUGUGCAAUAAAGUUUGUUUUGGCAGAA